Messenger RNA from Corapipo altera (White-ruffed manakin), 2625 nucleotides. It is a transcript of the gene CRY1, whose product is annotated as cryptochrome circadian regulator 1. Gene Ontology annotation, biological process: circadian regulation of gene expression; entrainment of circadian clock by photoperiod; negative regulation of DNA-templated transcription. The transcript is spliced from 12 exons. Gene Ontology annotation, cellular component: cytoplasm; nucleus. Gene Ontology annotation, molecular function: DNA binding; FAD binding. The record is from RefSeq and is a predicted model, not a curated record. Lineage: Eukaryota; Metazoa; Chordata; Aves; Passeriformes; Pipridae. The coding region runs from base 312 to 2057 and encodes 581 amino acids.
CGAGCGGCGAGGAGGCGGCGGCAUUGGCACGGACGGCGCUUUCCUUGGGCACGGCGCGCUCGCCGCCCCGCAGCCACCGCCGGACACAGCGCUCCCUUCCUCCCUUCGGCCCCGCUCUCCCCGGCGCGGGGGCCCCGCGGGGUGAUGCGUCCCCGCUGGGCGGCCGCUCCCGCCGUGUCCGCCGGGUCCUAGAACCGCCCGCAGCGAGGCCCCGCGGGCCGCCCGUCCGCCCGUCCGUGCUCGCCCGGCGGCGCCGGGCCAUGAGCGGCCCCGCGGGCGGCGGCGGUUCCCGCUGAGCGCCCGCGCCCGGCAUGGGUGUGAACGCCGUACACUGGUUCCGCAAGGGGCUGCGGCUCCACGACAACCCGGCGCUGCGGGAAUGCAUCCAGGGCGCCGACACGGUGCGCUGCGUCUACAUCCUGGACCCCUGGUUCGCCGGCUCCUCCAACGUGGGCAUCAACAGGUGGCGAUUCCUGCUUCAGUGUCUUGAGGAUCUUGAUGCUAAUCUACGGAAACUGAAUUCACGUUUGUUUGUUAUUCGUGGGCAGCCAGCAGAUGUUUUUCCCAGACUGUUUAAGGAGUGGAACAUUGCAAAACUUUCAAUUGAGUAUGAUUCUGAACCAUUUGGGAAGGAAAGAGAUGCAGCUAUUAAAAAGCUGGCUAGUGAAGCUGGAGUGGAGGUCAUUGUUCGGAUUUCCCAUACAUUAUAUGACCUAGACAAAAUAAUAGAGUUAAAUGGAGGGCAGCCUCCUCUUACUUACAAGCGAUUUCAGACCCUCAUUAGUCGAAUGGAACCUCUGGAGAUGCCUGUGGAGACCAUAACCCCAGAAGUGAUGAAAAAAUGUACUACUCCAGUUUCUGAUGACCAUGAUGAGAAAUACGGUGUGCCAUCGCUUGAAGAGCUGGGAUUUGAUACAGAUGGUCUGCCUUCUGCAGUAUGGCCAGGGGGAGAAACAGAAGCUCUCACUCGAUUGGAAAGGCAUCUAGAACGAAAGGCUUGGGUAGCAAACUUUGAAAGACCACGAAUGAAUGCAAAUUCCCUUCUGGCAAGUCCUACAGGGCUUAGUCCCUACCUCCGCUUUGGCUGCUUGUCCUGUCGUCUGUUUUAUUUCAAGUUAACGGACCUGUACAAAAAGGUAAAAAAGAACAGCUCCCCUCCCCUCUCCCUCUAUGGCCAGCUGUUAUGGCGUGAGUUUUUCUACACAGCGGCGACUAACAAUCCACGGUUUGAUAAAAUGGAGGGGAAUCCUAUCUGUGUUCAAAUUCCAUGGGAUAAGAAUCCUGAGGCUUUGGCCAAAUGGGCGGAAGGCAGGACAGGUUUUCCGUGGAUUGAUGCAAUUAUGACACAGCUUCGUCAAGAAGGUUGGAUCCACCAUUUAGCCCGGCAUGCUGUAGCAUGCUUUUUGACUCGAGGUGACCUCUGGAUUAGCUGGGAAGAAGGAAUGAAGGUGUUUGAAGAGCUGUUACUUGAUGCAGAUUGGAGUGUGAAUGCUGGAAGCUGGAUGUGGCUAUCCUGCAGUUCCUUCUUUCAGCAGUUUUUUCACUGCUACUGUCCAGUAGGUUUUGGCAGAAGAACAGACCCAAAUGGGGAUUAUAUCAGACGUUAUUUGCCAGUACUUAGAGGUUUCCCUGCAAAAUACAUCUAUGAUCCUUGGAAUGCCCCAGAGAGCAUCCAGAAGGCUGCAAAAUGUAUCAUAGGAGUUAAUUAUCCCAAACCAAUGGUAAACCAUGCAGAGGCAAGCCGUCUGAAUAUUGAGAGGAUGAAACAAAUCUACCAGCAGCUUUCACGAUACAGAGGACUGGGUCUUCUUGCAACAGUGCCUUCUAAUCCAAAUGGAAAUGGAAAUGGUGGCCUAAUGGGCUAUUCACCAGGAGAAAGCAUUUCUGGUUGUGGUAGCACAGGAGGAGCUCAGCUGGGAACUGGUGAUGCUCAUACAGUUGUUCAGUCAUGUGCCCUGGGAGACUCUCAUACAGGAGCAAGUGGAAUUCAGCAGCAAGUCGUAACAGAGGUGGUGUGUUUACUGAUCACGAAGUACUGUAAUCUGUGUUUUGUUUAAGCAUCCAGAACGUAACCGGAACACCGCAACUGUUCAGAACAAGAACCUUGCAACUGCUUCUGCUAAUGGCACUAUUUAUGCAGAACACUGAGUUUCAAGGUUGCCAGUAGAUAGUUUACGUGAAUCAGAAGAAAGUUUGCGUCUUUCUUUUAAGUUACACUUGCUUUUUUUAUUUUUCCACAACUAAGAUUCACUAGUAUUGCAAUAACAAAAUAAUAAAGAGGAUGAGGAGACUUGGCAGAAGUAAUGUUAAAAUUUAUUUAAACUUAAUUAAAGUGUUUGGACAUAUAAACAUUCUGCUUGUUUCAAAUAUAAUGCACAAAUAUGUAGGCACUUAAUGUUCACUCUGCAUAAAUAAGUGCGUAUAUAUUUAACUGCUGUGGGCUGCCGUGAGGCUUAUUUUUCUUUUGCAUAAGAACUAUUCUGCAUUCAGGAUGGUUUCUGGCAGGAUUUUUCUUGAAGAUGGAAAAUAAAUCAAUUGGCUCCUUUUUGUUGUUGUAAAGAACAUAAUUGUACACUUGCUUGCAGUUCUAAAUUUUACUUAUUAUAAUAAAUAUCUACUGUAUCU